Messenger RNA from Vanessa atalanta (red admiral), 1427 nucleotides. RefSeq names its product tubulin beta chain-like. Gene Ontology annotation, molecular function: structural constituent of cytoskeleton; GTPase activity; GTP binding. The transcript is spliced from 2 exons. Bases 31 to 1383 code for a protein of 450 amino acids. Gene Ontology annotation, biological process: mitotic cell cycle; microtubule cytoskeleton organization. Gene Ontology annotation, cellular component: cytoplasm; microtubule. NCBI's taxonomy places the organism in Eukaryota, Metazoa, Arthropoda, Insecta, Lepidoptera, Nymphalidae. The record is from RefSeq and is a predicted model, not a curated record.
UAUUUAUCUAAAUUAAAAUAUCUGUAAAAUAUGAGGGAAAUAGUUCACAUUCAAGUCGGAAGAUGCGGAAAUCAGAUAGGAUCGAAGUUCUGGGAAGUAAUAUCAGACGAACACGGUAUAACCCCCGACGGCUGUUACUCUGGUGACUCAGAACUCCAACUUGAACGUAUAAAUGUAUAUUAUAACGAAGCUGCUGGCAAUAAGUACGUGCCGCGCGCUGUCCUGGUCGACCUUGAACCCGGCACCAUGGAUUCUCUACGAGCUGAACCCUAUGGACAAAUUUUCCGCCCCGAUAAUAUUGUGUACGGUAUGACUGGUGCUGGCAAUAAUUGGGCAAAGGGACACUACGCAGAAGGUGCAGAUUUGCUUGAGUCAGUUCUUGAUAUUGUUAGGAAAGAAGCUGAAGGCUGUGACUGUCUUCAGGGAUUUCAAGUUGUCCAUUCCAUAGGAGGUGGUACUGGUUCGGGCUUAGGCACUCUGCUCUUAUCCAAUCUAAGAGAAGAAUACGCUGAUAGGAUCAUUUUAACUUUCUCUGUAUUACCAAGUCCGAAAGUUUCGGAUACGGUGGUAGAACCAUAUAACGCCACACUGUCCAUCAACCAAUUAAUUGAGAAUUCUGAUCAAUCAUUUUGUAUAGAUAACGAAGCAUUAUACGACAUUUGCUUCAGAACUUUACGUUUGCAAACGCCGACGUAUGGUGACUUGAACCAUUUGGUAUCAGCGACAAUGUCGGGUGUAACGACGUGUCUGCGGUUUCCGGGACAGCUGAACGCUGAUUUACGUAAGCUAGCUGUUAAUAUGGUUCCAUUUCCUCGAUUACAUUUUUUCAUGCCAGGAUUCGCCCCCCUCACUGCUCGUGGUAGUCAAAAAUAUCGCGCUCUCACUGUACCCGAACUCACGCUACAGAUGUUUGACUCUAAAAAUAUGAUGGCAGCGUGUGACCCACGUCGCGGUAGAUAUCUGACUGUUGCCGCUAUAUUCCGCGGACGCAUGUCCAUGAAGGAAGUAGAUGAACAGAUGCUUAACAUUCAAAACAAGAACAAAGAUUUCUUUGUUAAAUGGAUACCUCAUAAUGUUAAAAUUGCAGUCUGUGAUAUACCUCCUCGAGGUUUGAAAAUGUCAGCAACUUUCAUCGGUAAUACCACUGCUAUUCAAGAGAUUUUCAAAAGAAUUUCCGAACAGUUCACGUCAAUGUUCAGAAAGAAAGCAUUUAUUCAUUGGUACACUGGUGAAGGUAUGGAUGAGGCUGACUUUUCAGAAGCAGACAACAAUCUUAAUGAUUUAAUUUCUGAGUAUCAACAGUAUCAGGAUGCAACAAUAGAUGAUCAAGAAUUUGAAAACGAAGACGACGACCGAGCACCAAGUGAAGAAAGUGUCGAGUGAUAUUGUACGCUUACAAUAAAUUAAAAAUAAAACAUAUUGUUCCA